ACUUUAUGGUUGAUUAAUCGUACGUCAACUUAAGGUAGGUAUAAAGUCAGGCAGAACGUCAAGCAGACAUUGCAUUCUGUAUACUAGUUAUAAUAUUGGGAUUUCUUGGCAAGUAUGGCAAAAUAUUACGACACGCGGCACAUGGCACGGGCGUGAUUUUCGAGUAGAUAAGGAACUAGUGUGAGUGUAAGUGUGUGUGGUCGCCCGGGGUUUCGGACAUGGGGUACGUGCUGGACAGCUGCCCCACACUGCACCGCUGCUGCCUGAGCGUGCCGCUGCGGCCUGCAGUGCUGGCGAUCGGGCUGGUGGGCGUGGUGUGGGCGGCGCUGUACGUGUUCGGGUUCACGGGCACCGGCGUGAACUUGCUGGAGGAGCUGGGCGUGCCGCACGACGUGGCAGCUGGCAUGCGGUACGUGCACGGCGUGGCGGGCGUGCUGCUGUGCGCGGCGCACGUGCUGCUGCUGCUGGGCGCGGUGACUGGCAGCGACGCGCUGUGCGAGCUGUACGUGUGGCUGGUGGUGGCGCUGUGGGCGCUGCUGGUGGCGGCGGCCACGGUGCUUGCAGUCGCUGCCGUUCUCGCCGACCAGUUCCUCUUCGCAUGCGUGUCCCUGGCGCUCGUGCUGCUUACUGUGCUCAUAUCGUUUUACUUCGUCAUAGUUGUCGCCAACUAUAGGAUGACGCUGCCGUGACUAUCUUUAUACUAGAGUUAUUUAUUACAAGACAAUUAUUACAAUGUACAUUAUAAAAGCGUGUGUAUUUCUUUAUUCAUAUCCAUCG
Messenger RNA from Manduca sexta (tobacco hornworm), 777 nucleotides. RefSeq lists its product as uncharacterized. NCBI's taxonomy places the organism in Eukaryota, Metazoa, Arthropoda, Insecta, Lepidoptera, Sphingidae. The transcript has a single exon. The record is from RefSeq and is a predicted model, not a curated record. The coding region runs from base 219 to 689 and encodes 156 amino acids.